GGACAAAAAAACCCAACAAAACAAAGCUAUAAAAGAGUUGAAAAUAAAGUUAGGAUUCCCAGAUUAGGGUUUUCAAGCGUUCCAGCCGUCGAACUCAGGCGAAGCGAAAAUGCCGUCACACAAGACCUUCAUGAUCAAGAAGAAAUUGGCGAAGAAGAUGAGGCAGAAUAGACCCAUCCCUUACUGGAUCCGUAUGAGGACUGACAACACCAUCAGGUACAACGCUAAGCGUCGUCACUGGCGCCGCACCAAGCUCGGAUUCUAGGUUAUUACUUUGUUGCGUUUUUCCCUUUAUGUAAUUCGUUAGGGUUUUCUUUGCUUUUGUUUAAUUUCAGACAGAAAUCAAGUUUUGGAAUUGUAAUGUCAUAUUUUGGAUCUAUGUGACAGUGUGUGAGAAACUUAUUGUAGUUAAUUAAUGGUGUUCUACACCUUUUAUGAAGCAAUUGGGAUUCUUUGCA
This is a messenger RNA of Trifolium pratense (red clover), 458 nucleotides long. RefSeq names its product 60S ribosomal protein L39-3. Gene Ontology annotation, biological process: translation. The transcript has 3 exons. Bases 110 to 265 code for a protein of 51 amino acids. The record is from RefSeq and is a predicted model, not a curated record. Lineage: Eukaryota; Viridiplantae; Streptophyta; Magnoliopsida; Fabales; Fabaceae. Gene Ontology annotation, cellular component: ribosome; cytosolic large ribosomal subunit. Gene Ontology annotation, molecular function: structural constituent of ribosome.